UGACGUCACGGCCCGGGAGGCGGGAUCGGGGAAGGAGGGGCUCCGCCGCCAAGAGGGUGGAGGGAGGGCGCGCAGUCCCAGCCCAGAGCUUCAAAACAGCCCGGCGGCCUCGCCUCGCACCCCAGCCUGUCCGUCGAUCCAGCAGCCAGCGCAGCCGCCAGCGCCGGCACAUCCUGCUCUGGGCUUUAAACGUGACCCCUUGCCUCGCCCUGCCCUGUGAAAAUGUUGGUGCUUCUUGCUUUCAUCAUCGCCUUCCACAUCACCUCUGCAGCCUUGCUGUUCGUUGCCACCAUCGACAAUGCCUGGUGGGUAGGAGAUGAGUUUUUUGCAGAUGUCUGGAGAAUAUGUAUCAACAACACGAAUUGUACAGAAAUCAAUGACAGCUUUCAAGAGUACUCCACGCUGCAGGCGGUCCAGGCCACCAUGAUCCUCUCCACCAUUCUCUGCUGCAUCGCCUUCUUCAUCUUUGUGCUCCAGCUCUUCCGCCUGAAGCAGGGAGAGAGGUUUGUCCUAACCUCCAUCAUCCAGCUAAUGUCAUGUCUGUGUGUCAUGAUUGCGGCCUCCAUUUAUACAGACAGGCGUGAAGACAUUCACAAGAAAAACACGCAAUUCUAUUCUGUGACCAGAGAAGGCAGCUAUGGCUACUCCUACAUCCUGGCGUGGGUGGCCUUCGCCUGCACCUUCGUCAGCGGCAUGAUGUACCUGAUACUGAGGAAGCGCAAAUAGAGUUCCGGAGCUGGGUUGCUUUUGCUGCAGUACAGAAUCCACAUUCAGAUAACCAUUUUGUAUAUAAUCAUUAUUUUUUUGAGGUUUUUCUAGCAAACGUAUUGUUUCCUUUAAAAGCCAAAAAAAAAAAAAA
Nomascus leucogenys (northern white-cheeked gibbon) is the source of this 859-nucleotide messenger RNA. RefSeq names its product epithelial membrane protein 2 (gene EMP2). The record is from RefSeq and is a predicted model, not a curated record. NCBI's taxonomy places the organism in Eukaryota, Metazoa, Chordata, Mammalia, Primates, Hylobatidae. Gene Ontology annotation, cellular component: plasma membrane.